Messenger RNA from Capsicum annuum, 1841 nucleotides. RefSeq names its product mediator of RNA polymerase II transcription subunit 19a. Gene Ontology annotation, cellular component: mediator complex. NCBI's taxonomy places the organism in Eukaryota, Viridiplantae, Streptophyta, Magnoliopsida, Solanales, Solanaceae. Gene Ontology annotation, biological process: positive regulation of transcription by RNA polymerase II. Bases 857 to 1576 code for a protein of 239 amino acids. Gene Ontology annotation, molecular function: transcription factor binding; transcription coregulator activity. The transcript is spliced from 6 exons. The record is from RefSeq and is a predicted model, not a curated record.
GGGAAUAUCAUAAUCAUAACUCAAGACACAACGAAAAGCAAGAAGUCCGUCUUCGCCAAUCGCUGUUUAACAGGGAAUUGGGGUUUAACUCAGUUCAACCAAAUACUAUUAAUUUCGCUCGCCUGUUGCUAAACUGCUAAACCCUAAUUCCUCCUAAGUUUGACGGAUUCCAAAAUUGGAUCUCUCUCUGUUACAGCGAGUAAGCUCUAUUGAAAUUCUGAGAUCAAGCAACCCACUAGUAUUGUAUGUAUUGUUUUUGGUUCUGAAAUUUGGGCCAAGAAUCAGCGUUUCAGCUCUCCACUUAUCCUUUAAUUGGAUCUUAUUCACUUUGUUACUGUGUGUGAUUUCUAUGCUCAAAACUUCAAUUGAUUGAUUGGUCUUGUAGCAGUUGUCAAGUAAUUUCCUUAAAAUGUCUGUUAUUUCUUCUGCCUCCUUACUUAUCUAAAAGAGAAACAACCUUCUGCAUCUUCUGAAAAGCAGUGUGCUGAACAUUUAGUAACUUUUUACCUACUUUAUUUCGUUUGGUUCCACAUUCCUUCUGGAAGUAUCCAUGCAUGUCCACUCUAGCUUUAGAAAUUGAAAGUAUGAGUGUGAACCCACAUUCUGUAUUCUCUAUUAGGUUCACCCAAAAAGGUUGUAAUUUUGUUCUUUUGGCACAUUUUUUUUGGAUGCUUCAUAUUUUGGUUUUGUUAGAAGAGAGCUUAUGAAAAAUGAGGGCAUCAGGUGCUUUUCUUUGGACAAAUUAAAGAAAAGGUUGAUGAGCUCCUUUCUAGUUCCCGUGUUGUACUCUGACUGUUUCUAACCUAUUAAUACUUCCCAGGAUAUAAUGCUGUACUCACAUACUUGUUGCUAAUUAAUGGACCCUGAUAGCAAGAGAUUUGGAAGAGGGCCCGGAGAACUUACAGGUGCUGUGGAUCUUAUUAGUCACUUCAAAUUGUUGUCUCAUCACGAGUUCUUCUGCAAGAGGUCACUUCCGUUGUCUAUUUCAGAUACCCACUAUCUUCACAAUGUGGUGGGGGACACAGAAAUUAGGAAAGGGGAAGGGAUGCAGUUGGAUCAGCUUAUACAGGAUACUUCCUUGUCAAGAGAGACGAGUUCCUGCAUCCAGCCAUUUGACCUAGAUGCCCUUGGAGAAGCUUUUCAACUACGUGAAGCGGCUCCAGUGGAUCUGCCUCAUUCUGAGAAAGGCAUCCCUACUGUAGCUGGGAAAUCUAAAAGUGAGUUGAAAGACAAGGAGAAGAAACAUAAAAAGCACAAAGAUAAGGACAAGGAGAAGGACAAAGAGCAUAAGAAGCACAAACAUCGUCAUAGAGAUCGAAGUAAAGACAAGGAUAAAGACAAAAAGAGAGAUAAAAGUGUUCAUCAUGAUUCUGGUGCUGAUCAUUCGAAGAAACAUCACGAGAAGAAAAGGAAGCAUGAUGGAGAGGAGGAACUUAAUGACGUUCACAAACACAAGAGAAGCAAGCACAAGAGCUCAAAGAUUGAUGAGAUUGGUGCGAUAAAGAACUGUAGCUGUGAUAAGGAAAAAAGAGAUGGAAUCGGAUGGCAAUGUAUAAUUUGUUUACAGUUAUUGUAGAAAGGCUAAACAAGACACAAUUAGAAGAGUACUUCAGCAUAUGAUAUUAAACAAUGCGUCAAACAAAAGAUGCACUUAUGUUUUCAGACGUCCUGAAGGGACUCCAAAAAAUGCACAUUUCGGAUUAAGAAAAGCAGCUACCUGUUCAGUUGCUGGAAUUUUGUAUUUGAGGUGUUAUAGAAAGGUUAAAUAAGAUAGACUUUGGACAGUGCUUCGACAUGUGAAUGUUGAAUGGUUGGAUUUGAUAAAAGCAGCUUCGUGUUCA